Molecule: messenger RNA, 3468 nt
Organism: Fusarium coffeatum
Lineage: Eukaryota; Fungi; Ascomycota; Sordariomycetes; Hypocreales; Nectriaceae
Exons: 3
Coding region: 1-3468 (1155 amino acids)
Biological process (GO): nucleoside metabolic process
Molecular function (GO): protein binding; catalytic activity
Source: RefSeq, a predicted model, not a curated record
AUGUCGGACCCACAGGCAUAUACCGUCGGCUGGAUUUCUGCUCUUGCUACCGAGUUUGUUGCAGCCCAGCAAUUCUUAGACGAACGACACAACCCUCCCGAGUCUGUUGGCCACCAUGACAACAAUUUCUACGUUCUGGGCAGGAUUGGACGUCACAACGUUGUCAUGGCAACUCUGCCGGAAGGCGAGUAUGGGACUACGACGGCGGCCACAGUUGCGAAGGAUAUGUUGCGUAGCUUCCCUAAUGUCCGCAUCGGCCUUAUGGUCGGCAUUGGGGGCGGCGCUCCGACUGCAGCGCACGACAUCCGCUUAGGAGAUAUCGUGGUAAGCACUCGUGAUGGCGGCUAUGGCGGUGUUUUCCAGUACGACUUUGGCAAGACAAUCCAGGACCAAACAUUUUACUACGAGCAGCAUCUGAAUCAAUCACCACAACUCCUUCUCACCGCAGUCAGCGGGUUGAAGGCGCAGUAUAUGGGAGACAACCACGAACUUGACUCAAAAGUAAGGCAGGUCUUGGAACGUAAGCCCAAGCUUCGUAGCAAGUUUUCGCAACCACCAAUGUCAAGUGACAAGCUAUACCGGUCGGACUUUGUGCAUCGGAACUCGCUGCAGCCGUGUAGCGAGGUCUGCAUCGAUGAUCCAGACCACUUGGCGGUUCGACCAGAGCGCGGCGAAGAAGAUGAUAACCCGGCCAUUCACUAUGGACUCAUUGCUACUGCCAACCAGCUGAUGAAGGAUGCGCUUAUCCGAGACAAGCUGGCUGCAGAGAAGGGCGUGCUCUGUUUCGAGAUGGAAGCGGCGGGCCUGAUGAACCAUUUUCCAUGCUUGGUAGUCCGUGGUAUCUGCGACUAUGCCGAUUCGCAUAAAAAUAAAAAAUGGCAGGGGUAUGCUGCAAUGAUAGCAUCGGCGUAUGCGAAAGAGCUUCUGAAGCAAAUCCCGCCCAAUAAAGUGGAGGCAGAAAAUCGAAUACUUGAAACGAUCGGAUCUGCUCUGAGUGAAAUAGAGAAAACCACGAUGGCAACACAAGUCACUGUCGUUCAAAUGGGGUCUCAGCUCCUUUGCGACAAGGUCAAGAGUUGGUUAUGCCCACCCGAUCCUUCAACCAACAUCAACUAUGCAAAGAAGCUCCGCCACGAAGGCACAGGAGCGUGGCUUCUGAAAAAAACCUUCUUCCAGUCAUGGCAUUCAGGGUCCAAUCGGCACAUAUGGCUACAUGGCUCAGCGGGAUGCGGCAAGACUGUGCUUAGCGCGACUAUUUUAGACUACCUGGCAGAGACGCACGACGGACUCAUUCUUCGCUUCUACUUCGACUUCAGCGACGGGAGAAAACAGAAGUUGAGUGGCAUGUUACGCUCGCUUGCCUUUCAGAUGUAUGAACGUGGACCUGUAUGUAGGAGGCACCUCGAUGCCUUGUUUCAUCACCAUCGCGAUGGCCAAGAUCAGCCUUCCACGGAAACUUUAUCCGAGAUUAUUCGCAAAAUGCUCAUGGAAGAGAAAAAUGUGUGUGUUGUUUUGGAUGCAUUGGAUGAAUCAACGACUAGAGAUCAGCUUCUGCGAUGGAUUCAGGAUAUCGCCUCCGAUCUUGAACUGCAUCAUGUUCGGCUACUCUAUACUAGCCGGCCUGAGUCGGAUUUACACCAAAGUCUACCUGAUUGUAUUGGACAAGAAAAUUGCAUCUCGAUUGACAGGCAGGCCCUAAACGAAGAUAUCCGGGCCUAUGUGGUAUGGCAGCUCACAGAAGGAGAAGGUUUCAAAAAGAGAAAACUAUCACAGGAUCUGAUAGAACUGAUUGAGAAUAAAGUUGGCAAGGGAUCUGACGGAAUGUUUAGAUGGGCAGCUUGUCAAAUGGACAGCCUUGCCAAAUGCCCGACCGCGAAAAAGAUGAAGGAGGAACUCGAAUGCCUGCCCGAAAAUCUUACCAAAACGUACGGACGGAUGCUACAGAGCAUUCCCAGGAAUCUCAGAAACAGCGCUACACGCCUUCUACAGUUCCUUGUUCAUUCCGAGCAGCCACUGACACUGCAAGAGGCGAAAGAGGUCAUUGCUACGAACAUAGACGUAAGCCCGCCAUUUUUCGAUGCCGAUGAUCGCGUUUUUGAAGAAAGCCUGGUCUUACAAUAUGCUCCUGGCUUGAUUUCAAUUGUCGAAGUGGGGAUACAACGAGACAUGAUAAAAAAGGAGCUGCACCUUGCGCACUUUUCAGUAAAAGAAUUCCUAGAAGCUCAAGCGGAUUUCGGACGCCCAAGGGCUGGCAACACCAUCACGCGAACAUGCCUGACUUAUUUAAAGGACAUCACGGGUAGUCAUGACGGCAUCAAUCAGAAUUUUCCUAUGGCACGGUUUGCAGCGAAGACAUGGACGAGGUUUGGUUCUUUAGCAGAGGCGUUCCAAGAUUCUUUCCAAGCAAUGUUGAUGUUCGUGGAGGGAGAAGAAACUUUCCAACGAUGGUGUCGAUUGUUUCAAGCGGAUCGGAGUUGGGACAAAGAUCCUGGCCCGCCAAGGGGGUCUAGGCUCUAUUACUCCUGCCUGGCAGGGCUCUCAAAUGUGGCCCGAGAACUGAUUAACAAAGGAGCAGACGUUAAUGCACAAGGCGGGAACUACGGAAAUGCUUUACAAGCAGCUUCAGCUAACGGCCACUUUAAGAUUGUAGAGCUGUUGCUGGAGAAAGGAGCAGACAUUGAUGUACAAAGCAGGCGCUCCGGUAAUGCUCUACAAGCAGCUUCAGCUAACGGCCACUUUAAGAUUGUAGGGCUAUUGCUGGAGGAAGGAGCAGACGUUAAUGCACAAGGCGGGAACUACGGAAAUGCUUUACAAGCAGCUUCAGCUAACGGCUACAGUGAGAUUGUAGGGCUGUUGCUGGAGGAAGGAGCAGAUGUUAAUGCACAAGGCGGGUUCCACAGGCAUGCUCUACAAGCAGCUUCGACUAAAGGCCACAGUGAGAUUGUGAAGCUAUUGCUGGAGAAAGGAGCAAAUAGUAACGCACAAGGCAGGUACUGCAGCAAUGCUCUAGAAGAAGCUUCAGCUAGAGGCUACAGUGAGAUUGUAAAGCUAUUGCUAGAGAAAGGAGCAGAUGUUAAUGCACAAGGCAGGCACUACAGCAGUGCUCUACAAGAAGCUUCAGCUAAAGGCUACAGUAAGAUUGUAGAGCUAUUGCUGGAGGAAGGAGCAGAUGUUAAUGCACAAGGCGGGUUCUACAGGAAUGCUCUACAAGCAGCUUCAAUUAAAGGCUACUUUAAGAUUGUGAAGCUAUUGCUGGAGAACGGAGCAAAUAUUAACGCACAAGGCAGACACUACAGCAGUGCUCUACAAGCAGCUUCAGCUAGAGGCCACAGUGAGAUUGUGGCGCUGUUACUGGAGAAAGGAGCAGAUGUUGAUGCACAAGGCGGGCUUGAUAGACAUAACCCGCAAAAGAGGCAACAGAGAGAUUGUGAAAGUGCUUCUAGGGAAGUCAAACGCUUGCGAGCAUAG